Mesoplodon densirostris (Blainville's beaked whale) is the source of this 957-nucleotide messenger RNA. It is a transcript of the gene SSTR4, whose product is annotated as somatostatin receptor 4. NCBI's taxonomy places the organism in Eukaryota, Metazoa, Chordata, Mammalia, Artiodactyla, Ziphiidae. Gene Ontology annotation, cellular component: membrane; neuron projection. Gene Ontology annotation, biological process: cellular response to glucocorticoid stimulus; neuropeptide signaling pathway. Gene Ontology annotation, molecular function: somatostatin receptor activity; neuropeptide binding. The record is from RefSeq and is a predicted model, not a curated record.
AUGAGCGCUCCCCCGACGCCACCUCCCGGGGGCGAGGAAAGACUCGAGACGGCCUGGACCCCCCGGGGACCAACGCCAGCGGCACCCGCGACGACGGAGGAGGAGGCGGCGGCGGCGGGGACCGGGGGCGCGGGGGCGGCGGACACGGUAGCCAUCCAGUGCGUCUCCGCGCUGGUGUGCGUGGUGGGCAGCGCCCUGGUCAUCUUCGUGAUCCUCCGCUACGCCAAGAUGAAGACGGCCACCAACAUCUACCUACUGAACCUGGCUGUGGCCGACGAGCCCUUCAUGCUGAGCGUGCCCUUCGUGGCCUCGUCGGCCGCCCUGCGCCGCUGGCCCUUCAGCCCGGCGCUGUGCCGCGCGGUGCUCAGCGUGGACGGCCUCAACUCAUUCCCCAACGUCUUCUGCCUGGCCGUGCUCAGCGUGGACCGCUACCUGGCUGUGGUGCACCCGCUGCGCGCUGCCACCUGCCGCCGGCCCGGCGUGGCCAGACUGGUCAGAGGUGUGUGGCUGUGGGCGCUGGCGCUGCCGGCCAGCUGGCAGCAGCCGAAGCGCUCUGAGAAGAUCACGUGGCUGGUGCUGACGGUGGCGGCCGUCUUCGUGCUCUGCUGGCUGCCUUUCUACGCGGUGCAGCUGCUGAAACUUGUGACGGGCCUGGAUGCCACCGUCCACCACGUGCCCCUCAUCCGCAGCCACGCCAACAGCUGCGCCAACCCCAUCCUCUACGGCUUCCUCUCUGACAACUUCCGCCGGUCCUUCCAGCGGGCUCUCUGCCUGCGCUGCCGUCUCCUGGAUGCCUCUGGCGGUGCAGACCAAGAGCCACUGGACUACUGUGCCACCGCCCUCAAGAGCAGAGGGGGCGCAGGAGCCGCAUGCCCCCCACUCCCCUGCCAGCAGGAGCCCAGGCAACCAGAACCCAGCCGCAAGCAGGUCCCCCUCACCAGGACCACCACCUUCUGA